AUGGUUACGAUUACAGACGUUUCAUCUGAGGAUUUGAAUAUUGAAGCAUCUAUUGCGUCCGCUAGAGAUCGCCAUGUUUUCUAUAAGCUGAAUCCGAUUCGUAUCGCUCGUGCAGCUGGUACGUUUGGUGGCAAACAAAGUCGCGAAUUUCAUCAUAAUUCAGUUAAUCAAGCAAUCAAUCUGGAGACCAAGCCGGUCGAUGUCGACUUCCGGAUUGGACAUGUCUUUCACGAAAGUGGCAAUAGGUUUGCAAACGGUGAUGUGAAAAUUAUUCUUUAA
This is a messenger RNA of Echinostoma caproni, 279 nucleotides long. NCBI's taxonomy places the organism in Eukaryota, Metazoa, Platyhelminthes, Trematoda, Plagiorchiida, Echinostomatidae. The record is from the annotation of a GenBank genome assembly.